AUGCUAAAAUCCCCCAGGUUGAAGCUGCUCCUGUGCCUGUGCCUGCACCUGUCUCUCCUGCUCUUGUCGCUCCCACACCUAUCAUUCCUGCUCCUACUCAUGUUGCUCCUGCUCCUACUCCUGUUGCUCCCGCUCCCGUGCCUAACACUCCUGCUCCCACUGCUGCAACUACCACUGCAGCUGCUGCGAUUACUACUGCGCUUCACCGCCCUAGGAGACAAUGACAGCUGCCUCAGAGAUAUAGGCAGGAUGACGCAGCUGCCCAUACGGAUGAUGGCGAGUGGAUUGACAUCAACAACGUUGGCAGCAGUGAAGACGACGACGACCCACCUCAAGUUGUAG
Suillus discolor is the source of this 342-nucleotide messenger RNA. RefSeq lists its product as uncharacterized. The record is from RefSeq and is a predicted model, not a curated record. The coding region runs from base 1 to 342 and encodes 113 amino acids. NCBI's taxonomy places the organism in Eukaryota, Fungi, Basidiomycota, Agaricomycetes, Boletales, Suillaceae. The transcript has a single exon.